This is a messenger RNA of Yamadazyma tenuis ATCC 10573, 774 nucleotides long. RefSeq names its product Adh4p (gene ADH4). The record is from RefSeq and is a predicted model, not a curated record. NCBI's taxonomy places the organism in Eukaryota, Fungi, Ascomycota, Pichiomycetes, Serinales, Debaryomycetaceae.
AUCGAAUUAUACUCCAAGGACGCUUCAAUUGAAGGCAAAAAUGCUCUAAUUACAGGGGGCACCAAGAAUUUGGGAGGUGAAACCGCUGAAGAAUUGGCCAAGUACGGUAGCAACUUAUUUUUACAUUACCAUUCUGACGAGGAGACGGUCCUGGCUGAGGAAUUUGUCGAGAGCUUGCAAGAGUUCCACGGGGUCAAGGCGGCUGUUUUCAAAGGCCCAUUGGACGAAGCCAAGGAUGUUACCAGGUUAUUCACCGAAGCAGAACAGUUUUUUGGUAAUGGAAUUGACAUUGCCAUUAACAACGUGGGUAUGGUGUUGAAGAAGCCAUUGACAGAAAUCCAACCUGAAGAGUGGGAAAAAAUGGAUACCGUCAACAACAAGAUUGCGUUUUUCUUUAUCCAAGAGGCUGCAAAGAGAAUCAACAGGGGCGGUAAAAUUGUUUCCAUCGUCACCUCUUUGUUAGCAGCCUAUUGUCCUGGCUACGCAGCAUAUCAGGGCACCAUGGCCCCUGUCGAAUACUACUCGAAGACAGCUUCGAAGGAAUUGACAUUAAAGGAAGUUUCUGUUAACUGUGUGGCCCCAGGUCCAAUGGAUACUCCAUUUUUCUACCCCCAAGAGGGCGAACAAGACGUUGAGUUUUAUAAGACCAUGUCCAUCAAGCAUAGAUUGACCGAAACUACCGACAUUGUUCCCAUUAUCCGGUUUUUGGUAACUGAAGGUUAUUGGAUUACGGGACAGACCAUCUUCUGCUCUGGCGGAUUUACUGCGCGUUAA